This is a messenger RNA of Aspergillus steynii IBT 23096, 539 nucleotides long. RefSeq lists its product as uncharacterized. Lineage: Eukaryota; Fungi; Ascomycota; Eurotiomycetes; Eurotiales; Aspergillaceae. The transcript is spliced from 2 exons. The record is from RefSeq and is a predicted model, not a curated record. The coding region runs from base 64 to 348 and encodes 94 amino acids.
UAGCUUUCAAUCUCAAUACAAACCACUCAGUUUCUUUAUAAUUGAACAAAUUUCUUCUACACAAUGGAGUUCUUCGCUAUCGCUGCCCUCGCGUCCCUGGCCGCUGCCGUCGACGUCGGAAUCACCUUCCACGGCGCCAGAGGAGAAUCCUACACGGAGGUAUUCCCUACCGAUCGUACAACCGUCACAAUUGACAACCCGAUGAUUGUUUACUCUGUCUCCUCCACUAAGGGUGGAUUCUGCGACGUCACUGGCGCCGAAGGAGAAACUAUCACGCUGUACUCGGAUAUGGAGAAGAUCUUGAAGAAGCCUCAGGCCAUGAAGCGUGGUUCUUGCGGGACUAUCUAGAUUUCGAUUCCCCUUUAUUCCUUUAUCUUGCUUUUGAUUGCACAUUUGUUUCCUGCUUCGAUGGCUUGGAAUUUGAGUGUUUAGAGGUAUCAGAGAACUGUCUACUCAUGAGAUCUCGUGCGAGUGACAGUUAAACGUUUAUAUUCAAUUCUCAAAGAUUAUAUGGUGAUUUCAAAAUCGAGAAAAAGGAG